CGGGCGGCAGGGGAGGGGGGGCGGCCAGGCUCUGCGGCGGGGAGGCUCCCGGCGGCGGCGGCGACCGAUCGGCGGGCACGGGGCGCAGCCCGCGCACCCCUCCCCCCCCUCCCCGGAGCGCCCCCUCGGCGGCGCCGGAGCCAGCGGCGGGAGCGGGAGCGGCGGGGACGAUGCCGUCGGUGAGCCUGCCGCCCAAGGAGAACGCGCUCUUCAAGCGCAUCCUGCGGUGUUACGAACAUAAGCAGUAUAGAAAUGGGUUGAAGUUUUGUAAACAGAUCCUUUCUAACCCGAAGUUUGCAGAACAUGGAGAAACCUUGGCAAUGAAAGGACUAACAUUAAACUGUCUAGGGAAGAAAGAGGAAGCAUAUGAACUGGUGCGUAGAGGCCUAAGGAAUGACUUGAAGAGUCAUGUAUGUUGGCAUGUCUAUGGCCUUCUUCAGAGGUCAGACAAGAAGUAUGAUGAAGCUAUCAAAUGCUAUAGAAAUGCACUGAAAUGGGACAAAGACAAUCUUCAAAUCUUGAGAGAUCUUUCUCUGCUACAAAUUCAAAUGAGGGAUCUUGAAGGUUACAGGGAAACAAGAUACCAGUUGCUUCAGCUCCGACCUGCACAGCGAGCAUCGUGGAUUGGCUAUGCUAUUGCUUACCAUCUGUUGGAAGACUAUGAAAUGGCAGCAAAAAUUUUAGAGGAAUUUAGGAAGACGCAGCAGACAUCACCUGAUAAAGUGGACUAUGAGUACAGUGAACUGCUGCUGUAUCAAAAUCAAGUCCUCCGUGAGGCAGGACUAAACAAAGAAGCUCUGGAGCAUCUUUGUACCUAUGAAAAGCAGAUCUGUGAUAAACUGGCUGUUGAAGAAACUAAAGGAGAACUCCUGCUUCAACUUGGCAGACUUGAAGAAGCAGUUGAUGUCUACAAAGGACUGCAAGAAAGAAAUCCUGAAAACUGGGCCUACUACAAAGGCCUAGAAAAGGCACUUAAACCAGCAAAUAUGAUGGAGAGGCUAAAGAUUUAUGAAGAGGCAUGGACGAAAUACCCAAGAGGACUAGUUCCAAGAAGAUUACCGUUAAACUUCUUGUCAGGUGAAAAGUUUAAGGAAUGUCUGGACAAGUUUCUAAGGAUGAAUUUCAGCAAAGGUUGCCCACCGGUCUUCAAUACUUUGAGGUCAUUAUAUAAAGACAAGGAGAAGGUGGCAAUCAUAGAAGAGCUUGUGGUAGGUUACGAAACCUCCCUAAGAAGCUGCAGGUUAUUUAACCCAAAUGAUGAUGGUAAAGAAGAACCGCCAACCACUUUACUCUGGGUCCAGUAUUAUUUGGCUCAACAUUAUGAUAAAAUUGGACAGCCAUCCCUGGCUCUAGAAUAUAUAAAUGCUGCUAUAGAAAGUACUCCCACUUUGAUAGAACUGUUCCUUGUGAAGGCAAAAAUCUACAAGCAUGCUGGCAAUAUUAAAGAAGCUGCAAGGUGGAUGGAUGAGGCUCAGGCUUUGGACACAGCAGACAGAUUUAUCAACUCCAAAUGUGCGAAAUACAUGUUGAAAGCAAACUUCAUUAAAGAAGCAGAAGAAAUGUGUUCUAAGUUUACACGGGAAGGAACCUCGGCAGUAGAGAACUUGAACGAAAUGCAGUGCAUGUGGUUUCAGACAGAAUGUGCGCAAGCUUACAAAGCAAUGAAUAAAUUUGGAGAAGCACUUAAGAAAUGCCAUGAAAUUGAGAGACAUUUUGUAGAAAUCACAGAUGACCAGUUUGACUUCCACACUUACUGUAUGAGGAAGAUUACUCUUAGGUCUUAUGUGGACUUGCUAAAACUAGAAGAUGUACUUCGACAACAUCCGUUCUACUUCAAAGCAGCACGAAUUGCCAUAGAGAUAUAUUUGAAACUUCAUGAUAAUCCCUUAACAGAUGAAAGUAAAGAACACGAGGCUGAUACAGCAAAUAUGUCUGACAAGGAGCUAAAGAAGCUACGAAAUAAGCAGAGAAGAGCACAGAAGAAAGCACAGCUGGAGGAGGAGAAGAAGAAUGCUGAGAAAGAGAAGCAACAGAGGAAUCAGAAAAAGAAGAAAGACGAUGAUGAUGAAGAAAUUGGAGGACCGAAAGAAGAACUUAUCCCUGAGAAAUUGGCAAAGGUUGAAGCACCUUUGGAAGAAGCCAUUAAAUUUUUAACACCUUUGAAGAAUUUAGUGAAGAAUAAAAUAGAGACACAUCUCUUUGCCUUCGAGAUUUAUUUUAGAAAAGAGAAAUUCCUUCUGAUGCUUCAGUCUGUGAAAAGAGCCUUUGCUAUUGAUUCCAGUCAUCCUUGGCUUCAUGAGUGUAUGAUUCAUCUCUUCAGCAGUGUAUCUGAAAGUAAGGAUCUCCCUGAUGCGGUUAGAACAGUGUUAAACCAAGAAAUGAAUCGGCUUUUUGGAGCAACUAAUCCAAAGAACUUCAAUGAAGCUUUCCUUAAAAAGAACUAUGACUCACUACCGCAUAGGUUAUCAGCUGCCAAAAUGAUGUACUAUUUAGAUCCUUCAAGUCAGAAAAGAGCGGUGGAGCUGGCAAUGACCCUCGAUGAAUCCCUCAUUAACAGAAAUCUUCAGACGUGUAUGGAGGUAUUAGAAGCUUUAUGUGACGGUAGCCUUGGAGACUGUAAAGAAGCAUCUGAAACUUACAGAGCAAAUUGUCAUAAGCUUUUCCCUUAUGCUUUGGCUUUCAUGCCCCCUGGAUAUGAAGAGGAUAUGAAGAUCACAGUUAACGGAGAUAGUUCUGCAGAACCUGAAGAACUGGCCAAUGAAAUAUGAACAACUUUAUUGGAAAAAAAUGACAUUGGACCAUAUCUGGUGUAUAAUAUUUUUGUCACGCACCUGCUGAAUUGUUCUAACUUACACAGAGAAUGGAAGGAAAAAAAAACAUUGCCUUCAAAUAGUUUUACUUUUUUUUUUAUCCUGCUGACAAAGUAUAUAUAUAAAAUAUCUAACAUAUUACUGGAUAUAGGUUGUUCGGUUUCUUAAAAAUUAAAAGCUGCUAAAAUUGAAGAAAAAAAACCCUUAUCCUUACCUACCUACCCAUGUUUUUAAACUAAUUUAUAUGAAAUCUGGAGGUGUGUAGCCCUCAGAGCAGGUGUGUGGCAGAAAUAUUACUUUAAAUUUGUCUUGUGAGAUUACUGUUAUCUCAGACAGCAAAAAUGCUGUUUUAGCACUGGAUUCUUUCACUGAGCACAAAGAGUUGUUGGGGCUUUAGCAUCUGACUGAUUUUGAUACGGGGAUGAUUCUGUCCAUAGGAAGUAUGCAAUGUGAAUCAGAAUAUACAGAGAAACCCGCAACAUACGCGUUAACGUUGUGGAUGCUGGGACAUACCAAUACCAAGCAGAAUUUAAAAACAUAGUGUGUUCAAUAAGCUUGUUGUGUCUCUGAAAAUCACUGUACACGAUCAGUUUGGUGUUCUUGCACCACAGUUUUUAACUGAAGGAACCAGAUGAAAUUAUAUCUCUCUGAAUUAAACUUGGGGGGGGGGGGGGGGGGAGGAUCGGGGGGAACCAAGUUUGCUGUAUUUGAGAUGAACCUAUCCGCGUAGGUUGGCCAAACUUUUUAAAACUGUAAUGCAAGAACCAAAUAAAAUUAUGCACUGUGAUGUGGCACCAACUAAUUAGAAAGAUAGCAUGCAUUUUUCACACAGAGUGAAAACAAAAUGAGAACAUACUAUGGCUUGAAGUUGCAAAGAGGAGAACUCCUGACUACCAUUUUGACUGAUCAAGAGACUAAUAGUUUAAAACCUCAGCAGGCCUUGUUCACGUUAUGCAGAAAAAAAAAAAUGUGCUGCAGUUUAGAUACCUCUGGAACUUUUCCACAGUGUCACAGGUUUGUAAUACUUGAAGCCCUACAUUUCUAAGAAUAUAUUUCUUGCUCAGUUGUUUCAGGCAAGCCCAAGACUUUGUAACUUUUAAGGGGCCCAAGAUUUUUUUUCAAUAACAGACCAGCUUCUUAUUCCUGCAGUUACAGAUGUAAUUUCCUUUGUCAAACAUAAGGUACCAAAUAUAAUGCAAUAAAAUGUUUUGAAAAACAAUUGUGUGAAUAUUUAAACCAAUCUCUGUUGUACUUUGAAAAUGAAUGGGUUCACUAGGGUGCAGCUCAGGGUUGGCUUACUGUGCUGUCCAGUUAUGCUAAUAAUGUCACUGCUGAUGGGUGGAUGUUGAGUAUAAAGUGCAAAUGCAUUAUAUGUGAAUACUGAAUGUCUGGGAAGUCCUAUAACACAGAAUGCUUUACUACUUGGAUUUUCAGUUCCACCGAUGUUAUGUUGAAUUUGAUUUUCCAAGUCAAGCUAUGUUCUACAAGUCUACUGUGUUAAUAAUACAGCUGUGUGCUCAAAUGUUUUUUUUAUAGGUUCAUCAUAAAACAGAGCAGAAAAUAAACUACAGCUUAUAAAGUGAGUGCCUUCUUUGCUGCAGGAGUUCAGAUUAGGGUAUCUGUCGUGUGGAUACACAGCCUUCCUCUCCCACAUCAUGGAUGUCAGUGAUUGACGCGUGCAGUUCAGAAAUCUAGGAGGAUUUGUUGAGGUUUGUAGCUUUCUGUCAGAAGAGCAGUUUUUUGUUUCUUGUGUAUUCAGCGACAAUUUAUUUUCAUGGUUAGGUUAUCCUUGCGUAUGUUUGUAGCAUAGUACAUGUUGGAAAUGUAAGUUGUAUUGCUAUAUUUGUAUAUUUAAUCCGCUGGGCUUUAAGGGACUAGAAUACCUGUAGAGCCUUUAACUGACUCUGGUAUUUAAUGUCCAGAUCUCAGUCUUUUCUGCGGCCUGAGAUACUUGGACUGCAUGUCUUCUGCAACUACUGAAGAUGGCUCAAUCUUGCAUACACAAGCUACGAGCUUUUGGCCUUGCCUCUUUGAGUAUUGCUGCCGUUUCCUUGGCUUCUGAUGCUUAGCUGGAGGCAGAUGAAUGCUCACUUUUUUGAACAGAUUGCAAACUGCGUCAAGCAAAAUUUGUUUUUCAAAUCCUGUUUUUUGGGUGCUGCCUAUAAAUGGGAUUAUUUCCUUUACUUUUUUACUGCCUGUUUGUGUUGAAAUAGAUGAAAUAAAAGCAAGAAGUUAUCCUUCAUUAUGCAAGUGGGAAAGGCUAUUUCUGUGGGCCUUCCAGAAACUUCCAUGUGUGCAUCUGUUGCUAUUCCCUGAAGACACUUCUUUGUAACCUCGCUGAAAGGCAUCCACGGUCCUUCAGGAGUGAUGCUCUCAGAUUAAAGAGGUUCCACAUCCCUUUCCAGAAGACUGCUGUCCCAGGCAAUGAAACUAGGUGAAGAGUUUAUCUGGACAAGAAGGUUCUUCAGUUGGUGUAGGAAUCGUUAGUCCUUCAUCUUCACACAUCUCAUGUUAGGUGCAAGGUUGACUCCUGUGGAAGAGUUUGUGAGAGGUUGAAAUGAAGUUAUAAUCCAAUGCAAGGAGCAGUCUGUAGCCGCAGUAGUACAGAGUACCAUGCUACAGUGCGAACUCCCCAUUGCAUACUGAGAUCCAAAAUUACAAUCAUUGGUGGUCAGCUGCCAAAGCAGGCGAGCUGGGAUCGCAGCUGUGGUCAGAGUGACCGAGAGCAGCAGCUUUUUAGUGGCAGGCUUUGGUUUGAUUCUUCAGUUUCUACUGGAGAAAGGUGUUUUCACCAUGAGUGGAGCCAUGGGUGAUGACGUGCCAUGGAUAUCUUUUUAUUCAGGAGGGCUGGGGGGAGGUGCUCACAAAUUUUCCCCAAAGACUGUAGAUCGUGCUAAUGCAUAAGCAGUGUCAGAGAAGCGGGCUUGAAUCACAAGUACUUGAAAGUGCUGGUUUGCCCCAAGAUGAUGGGCGCAAGGGGUGUCUCCUUUUUACUUGGAGACCAGAACAUUCAGGCACGAGGUAUGCGUGUACAAACCAGUAAAUAUUCUCAAGAUGAUCUAUUCAAUAGCUCAUCUUCUACUUUGCAUCUUAAAUGCCUUAAAAGCCUUCAUAUUCUUCUAAAGUUACAUUUUUCAGCAGAGGUCUUAAUACUUCCAUGAUAGUAGGGGAGGACUCAUUUCCUGGUGUGUGGCAUCUCAAGUACAGAAAGAAAUCUGUUGCUUGGUUUUUCUCCUAGCAUAGGGAGAAAAUUCCAAGCUUUUCCAGGGAGCUCUUUAGAGCUAGGUGAGGUACGUAUUAUUAGCCUAAUACAUUUUCUGUUAGUGUUUGCUGUGGCUUGUUUUUACAGGUCUGGAGGUUCUCAACAGUAGACCCUGGAAGUUGGUGUGACACCUUUAUUCUUCAGCCAAACAUAAUUGUAUUUGUCUUUUUAGAAAGAAAGUACCGGUGAGAGUAGGGUGAGAUCAGGCCUGAGAAACCAGAGGUGCAAAUACAAUUUCAGUAUCACGUGAGCAAGUUCAAAUUGGAAAAUAAAAUAAAAAUCUUAGUCUUACGUGAUGCCUUUGAGGGUUUGAGCAAUGGUGCCAUUGUUCCUGUAGUGCUAGCAUCCCAUACACCAGAGUUGUGCUUUGGACAUGUGCCACUAAUGCUAAAACAUUUGAUAUUAUGAUAAUCUAGCUCAAUGUACCUGAGAAAAAUGAUUUUAUUUUUCCCUUUUCAUGAUCACUUUAAAUGUUUUGUAAUUGUUCUGUACUGAGUAGCUAGCUAGCUUUGAACUCUUUCCAAAUAUCUAUCUUCUUAAGGAAGUUUCCUCUAAAAAUGCGGUUUGUACCUGACUGAUCAUGUUAAACAGCUCAUACUGCGUGGAAGUAAGAGUUGUGCUUGUCUGGUAACAGACUGCAUCCUGACCUGCUUUGUGGUUCUGUGGAGGAAAAAGAUGCAGAUCUAGUGUGGUUGGACAGAAGUAGCAGUAGGGAAUCAAGCAGUCUGUAAGCGUGUUAAUGAAAGCUAUUCCAGAUGGAGGGAAAUGGUUGCUGAGCUUGGGAAAGACUUGCUUCUAGGAGUGUUCCAGUGAUGAACUGUUCUCUGAUGUUUUCAGGAGCAAAGGGCAUAUACCUUCACAAAACAUGGUCCUGUCAUUGUGAUUAUAUUUCCUGGGAAUUUAGGCGUUAAAACCAGCUUGUCUCAGGUAGAGACUUCUUUGUAAGAGCAUACAGACAGCAUUGAGAACAGCAAGGAGAAACUGGUUACAGUGGUUUGGCAAAAGGAGACUGAAAGGAGUUAAAAGGAGGUGAUAUAAUAGAAAUUCUGUUUUAGAUUAAGUAUACAAGUUAUCUUUUUUGUUACUGGAAAGUACUGAAGCUGUAAAUACUAUGAAUGCAGUCUCCCAUGUCAAAGAAGCUGUAAAUAUGUAUUACUGUAGAGUGGUACAAGCAAACAGUAGCAUGUUCACAAAGAUUCUAUCUAGCUUUGUAUGUUGGUCUUCGAGUAAACGAUGGCAGAAAACCCAGAGGGAAAGGGUUGUCCAGUUUACAAGGGGCCAUAUCAAAGGGUCUGUAGGAAUAUUUCAAGAUAAGUAUCACUAGAAAAUCCAAAGCAUCUUAGAAUAGCUUCCCUAAGAUGUUUGUUGUUUUAAUUGAAAAUGUUACAUCUGCUAAUUUUUCAUAAAAAGGUAAAAAUUCUACGGAAUAUUUCUGCCUGGCACUGCCCAUUCAAUAUCUACCUCUACUAGUUCUAGUCUAGUUCAGCUACUGCUUAAUUUUAGCCAUUUAGCACAUAACAUAUGAAGAAAUGUCAUUUACCUGGUUGGCGAACAAAUGUAUGAUGAUGGAUACGUUUAGUUUUAAAAUGUAAUGCAAUAAACUACAAACUUAGUGAAAGUCCUAUUGUUGGUUCAGUGCGGCAGCAUAUUUAUUGCUUCAUUGCUGAUCCAUUCGAAGAUCCUAAAUUAUAAAGUCCACGAAGUUACUUGCAAUUGUACUGGGAUUCGCUUUCCCUUCCAGCCUUCCUAACUGGUUAACAAUGUUGUACUGUGUUUUUACGCUCUUCUCUGGUAAUGGCAAGUAUCAAAACUGGCAGGAAGUCAAUCAAUGAAUAAAAAUGCUGAGUUCUGUUUGUAAA
This is a messenger RNA of Oxyura jamaicensis (ruddy duck), 7931 nucleotides long. RefSeq names its product N-alpha-acetyltransferase 15, NatA auxiliary subunit (gene NAA15). Gene Ontology annotation, cellular component: NatA complex; cytoplasm. Gene Ontology annotation, molecular function: protein-N-terminal amino-acid acetyltransferase activity; protein binding. The coding region runs from base 171 to 2768 and encodes 865 amino acids. The transcript has 20 exons. The record is from RefSeq and is a predicted model, not a curated record. Gene Ontology annotation, biological process: N-terminal peptidyl-methionine acetylation. Lineage: Eukaryota; Metazoa; Chordata; Aves; Anseriformes; Anatidae.